Emys orbicularis (European pond turtle) is the source of this 1060-nucleotide messenger RNA. RefSeq names its product ring finger protein 152 (gene RNF152). Gene Ontology annotation, cellular component: lysosome; lysosomal membrane. Bases 1 to 612 code for a protein of 203 amino acids. Lineage: Eukaryota; Metazoa; Chordata; Testudines; Emydidae. The record is from RefSeq and is a predicted model, not a curated record. The transcript has a single exon. Gene Ontology annotation, biological process: protein K48-linked ubiquitination; cellular response to amino acid starvation; positive regulation of autophagy. Gene Ontology annotation, molecular function: ubiquitin protein ligase activity.
AUGGAGACACUGUCCCAGGACUCUUUGCUGGAAUGUCAAAUUUGUUUCAAUUAUUACAGCCCCCGACGGAGGCCCAAGUUGCUGGACUGUAAGCAUACCUGCUGUUCUGUUUGCCUUCAGCAGAUGAGGACAAGCCAGAAGGACCUGAGAUGUCCCUGGUGCCGAGGUAUCACUAAACUGCCACCGGGAUUUUCUGUAUCCCAGCUGCCUGAUGACCCAGAGGUGAUUGCUGUGAUUGCAAUUCCCCAUACUUCAGAGCACACCCCAGUCUUCAUCAAACUUCCUAGCAAUGGGUGCUACAUGUUGCCCUUGCCCAUCUCCAAGGAGAGAGCGCUGUUGCCAGGAGAUAUUGGCUGUCGCCUCCUGCCAGGUAGUCAGCAAAAGUCUGUCACUGUGAUGACAAUCCCAACCGAGCAGCAGCCCCUGCAAGGAGGGAUCCCGCAGGAAGUCGGAGAGGAGGAGCAAGACAGGAGGGGCGUUGUGAAAAGCUCCACCUGGUCAGGUGUUUGCACUGUGAUCUUGGUGGCGUGCGUCUUGGUCUUUCUCCUUGGUAUUGUCCUCCACAAUAUGUCUUGCAUUUCCAAGCGUUUCACUGUGAUUUCCUGCGGCUGAAAAGGGUCUGCUCCCAGAAUACUCUGAUGGGAUAAUUUAGGGGUUGGGAAGGUGGUGGUGAUGACAGGCUCGAGUGAGAUGAUGCACUGCAACAUUGACCAAUUACUACAGAACGCUUGAUACCAGACAGCUGUUUGACAGUCUGAAGGCAAUCCUAAAAGGUGAAAUGUGAGACCUCUCAGCAGAGUACAGAGAAAAUCAUAAUGAGCAUCUGAUGGUAACUGCAUUGAGGAAGACUGCAUGUGUCACCAUCCUCAUUGAUCAAAUGGACUGUAACUUCUAAUGAUUUUUAUCAUGUUAUGAGACUAAAGACAUCUACUUAGCUGGUUAUACUGUAAAAGUAUAUGAUAUGAUCACUCUGUCUUUAAAUGCAGUAGAUUAAACUCAAAAUGCUAUAUGUAUAAGUAGAAUUAAACAUGAGAAUCAGUGUAAGACUCAGUAAAGAUAU